Messenger RNA from Pelobates cultripes (western spadefoot toad), 11441 nucleotides. The record is from the annotation of a GenBank genome assembly. Lineage: Eukaryota; Metazoa; Chordata; Amphibia; Anura; Pelobatidae.
CUGUUAUACACUCAGACACAUUACUGGGAGUAUUAUUGCUGUGGAACUCUGUUAUACACUCAGACUCUCCAACAAUAAAGGAGCGACUAGAAAAGAGGGAUUUGGGCCAAACAUAGGGACUGUCCAAAUAAAUAAGGGACACUUGGGAGCUAUGGAAACUGCAUAAAACAUGACAAUAAGAGCUUUGAUGAGCAAUAUGAGCCUGUAUUCAUUUGUUCAUUCCAGCUACUGCUGUACAGCUACAGCGGCCUCUAGCGGUCAGAGACAGCAAGUCAGGAAAAGGUAAAUAACUUAUUGAGUCCUCCAAGGUCCCAUCAUGCCCCGGGCUUGAGGCUCUGUGUACAGGAAGUGCAGCUCCUCCUAUCCAGGCAGACAAUAGAGGAGGGACAGGUAUGUAUGUGUCUGUCUUAUCACCUGCCUGCUUUGGAUACAUUGUAACUUUAUAAUAGAACUCAGAGAGUGAAUGGAACUCAGUGCUGGAGAUACAUUGUGUCUGAUCUUCAUCAUUCCCUCACUAAGGGUGGAGCUCCCCCCCAAACUAUUACUAUAAAAAGUAAUUUUAUAACUAGAUAACUCUGUAUGGGAGACACUAACAUCUGCAAAGUUUGGCUCAAAGAUCAAAAGUAGUUUAACCCCUUAAGGACACAUGACAUGUGUGACAUGCCAUGAUUCCCUUUUAUUCCAGAAGUUUGGUCCUUAAGGGGUUAAAAGUAUCCAGCAGUGUAAAUCCCUCUAAAAUAAUAAAACAAGCCAUAUUUCUUUUAGAGACAAACUCUGGAGAAAAUGUAAAAAUAUAACCACAGAAGAAAUUGUAUUUAGAUCUGUGGUACAAGAAGUUGCUGAAUAUAUUUAAUGUAACCCUUUGUUUAGUAAAGGGUUAAACUUGAGUGUACAUGUCAGACAUUCCAUUUCAGUUUGAUACUUCCUCUUUUAUUUUAUUUCACCAUCUGCUCUCCCAGUUAGCUUUUUAAGGAAAGCCUUGUGACAAUGUAUAUACUGUAGUAUAUUAUUUAAACAUGUUAAAAAAAACAUCAUUGUGAUGAUAGCUGCAUCUUAUCUCCAUGUACUGCUAAGCAGUCUCUCUGCUUCACUCUCACCCCAUAUUCUAUUUUUAUUAUAUUCUUCCUUUUUACCCCUUCCUCUUUUUUUCUUCCUGUGCUUAGUCACUUUUUUUUUUUGGUCCGUGUCACACACAUUCUCUUGUUCUCUAAUUAUUUUGCGGUCUCUCUUCCUUUCUGCUCCCUGGGCUAUUUCUUGUCGUCUUCCGUUUGUUAGGUUUUUUUUUUUUUUAAUAAAUUGUUUGUCUCUUUUUGCGCGUGUCAUCUAUCCUUGUUUCCGUGCUUCUUUCAGAAUCGAACAUGUAUAUGCAGGUGGAGGGUCACACGGGAACCUUAUUGCAUUUAAAGAGGAAUCCCAGCAUCCGAUCAUGGUCCCUGCUUGUUGGUGAGUCAUUUGCCAUCACUAUUUGUAUAAGUAGUCAUUUAAGAGAAUGACAGGAAAGUCCACCGAAUAUUAGAAAUUCUACACAGACCUGGGGUGAUUAGAAGGCAAAUGUCUAGCUGUAUAAUUUCAAAUACCAUGGUACUUUACCAACCUUGAGUAUGGCAAAACAUUAUAGACGUAUUGCCUAAACUGUUGGAAGGAUUAAAGGACCACUAUAGGCACCCAGACCACUUCAGCUUAAUGAAGUGGUCUGGGUGCCUGGUCCAGCUAGGGUUAACCCCCUUUUUUUUUUUUUUUUUUAAUAAACAUAGCAGUUUCAGAGAAACUGCUAUGAGACUGGCUGAAUGCGCGCGCAGCUCCUGCCGCGCAUGCGCAUUCAGCCGAAGAGGAGGAGGCGGAGAGGAGGAGAGCUCUCCGCCCGGCGCUGGAGAAAGGUAAGAUUUUAACCCCUUCCUUUCCCCAGAGCCAGACGGGAGGGGGACCCUGAGGGUGGGGGCACCCUCAGGGCACUAUAGUGCCAGGAAAACGAGUAUGUUUUCCUGACACUAUAGUGGUCCUUUAACUUUUUCCCCUUCCAGCUCCCCAAUUUGAUUUUGACUGAAUUUUUCUUUAACAAAAACCCUGAAUUGUAGUGGAUAGAGAACCAAAUCACAAAAUGUAGGUGAAAUGAACUAAUGGAAAAUUCCCAAAAUCCGCAACAGUCACAGUUUGACUACUACAGCCUAAAUGUUUCAAUUCACUACAAUUCCAUUAUUAAGUAGGCAUUUGAUUCAUUCAUAAUGUUCCUCCAGGAUUUUUUUUAUACAUAUGUAUUUUGAUAUCUCCUUUGGCCCACUGUGGAGUAGUUUACUUGCUUGUGCAUGUCAAUGAGUUAGUGAAGCCAGAUAACCACAUUAUUUAAUUAACCAUUUAAACCUGAUCAUAUUUUUUAAAAUCUGCUCAUUUUUUUUAGGAUCUUAAGUUAUUUUCACGUAAAUUGUAAUUAAAUGAGUUUGGAUUGAAGACUCUUCAAGUUCACCAGAAGCAUUUUUUUUAAAUCUCACAAAGGAGUUUAAUUGUAAAUAUAUAUAUGUAUUUCAUGUAUGCUCCAGUGUACAAUCUGCACGUUGAUUACUGCCGAUGAUGUUAUUGUGUAAUACUUUUUCAUCUUCCUCAUAUUUAACAUGGGAGUGUGAUUAUAGGGUUGGUGGAUCUGGCCUGUAGUAAAGAAACGACAUAAUCACUACAGUGUGUUGUAAUAGCUAUGGUACACAGAGUACCCUGGCACCAUUCCAGGUUAAUCAGUCAAAUAGUUUUCUAAUGGCUUGACAACUUAACUGGGUUCCACCAGGUGCUAGUCACCUCAUCCUCUAAGAGCAGGAAGCUCCUGCAUGGAGUUUCCCUUAGCUCUCCUGGACUGUGUAGGGCUAGCUCAUCGACUGAGAGUGUCAGCUGAUCUCUCUCAGCCAAUCAGCGAAGAGAUCUUCCGUCUCUUAUUGACGAGAUCACGGCACCCAGCAAGUCCCUGCUAAUUAGUCAAACCGUUUGCAAAUAGUUUGCUUACAUUGGGGAGUGCCAGGGCACACCUGGUAUCAUAACCACUAAAGCGCACUGCAGUGAUUAUGGUGCUUGGAGUGUUUCUUUUUUAAUCCUUGAUGUGACAUAAUGUAACCAGUGUAUUUGUAAGGCAAGCUUCAUGCUAUUUGACCAUUUCUUAUUAUUCUUUUUUUGUUUGUUUGUUUUUUUGUCCAUUCACAUGCAAAAAGUAUUUAUUGAAAAAUAAAGAUAAAAGAUACUUUUUAAAUUCUUUUUUUGGUGCCAUUUCCCACACCUUGCACUGUCGACCUCAGCAUUGCUUAUUCCAAAAGGCAAUCACCGACCAACGAUCCACACACACACAAUCUCUCACAAAUGAUUUUGCUUUAUUUUAAUUUAAGUCCAACCGGCCUCCCUACCUCUGAGAGAACUGGAGUGGAUCCUUUCCCUGAGGUCCAGCUUGGCUGCUGUGAUCCUGUAUCUUCAAACUCUUCUUGCUCUGCUCCCUCGCAUCGUUUAGUGAUGCCGGUGCCGGAGUAACGCCAUAUCCCGGCUAGUGGUAUUACAGCAGGAAGAUGACAACUCGCCGCCGCCUCAAUUACUCACAGCCUCCUGUUUAAGGUGGCUGAACGGACUGACAAACAUCCAGGAGCCAGGACACGAGCCCCGACAUGGGCCAGAAGCCAUAAAAGGCAUGACAGUUGUGUUGGUGCUUGGGAAAACAAAUUCCUGAAAGCCAGAUGCACAGCAUCAUGAAAGUAGUCCACAGCAAAGUAUUUGUGUCCCUGAUUUAAACGAACGAGUGUGCUGGUUCUUCAUAUUUUUAAAAAAUAAUAUAUAAAUAUAUAUUUUUUGGCAGGAAUAUCUUCUGUUGGUUUGGCUGCAGCAUAUUACAGUACAGGUAUGUUUUCUUCCUUUUUCCUUCUAGGCAUUUUUUUCAGAUUAUUUUCCAGUUCAGGGAAAAGCAUCGAUUGAAAUCCAUUUAAAGUAUUAAAUGAAUUAGGGGCCUCCUAAAUGUUUUAAGAAAUUGCCGAUUCAGACUACUUUUAUUGGGUUACUUAGAAAAUUGACACUGAUCUGCUUUAAAAAAAAAAUAAAAAUAAAAAAAAAAAAGGACUUGAGUCAGUAGGUGUCAUAACCCAUGGAAUCCAACCAAGUUUUAGUAUGUGUUAUUGAAAUAUACCAAGAAUGAAAAGAUUUCCUAAAAUAAAGGUGGAGUUGCUGCAGAAAAGGAAAGUAUUCGUUUUCAGAAUGAAUUUACAUUGUGUUAAUGAACAGAGUUGUGAAAACGACGUAGCUCAUAUUUCGUAUUUCCCUGUAUCUCCCAGAAGUAGACAUGAGCCGCUGCAAAUUAGAUAGUACGACAGUGCUCAUUAACACUGAGGGAUGGGGAAGUGAGCCCUUUAGUAGAAAACCAAGGAUAAUCUAGAAAAUGGAAGUGGGACCAAAAAAAUGAAUAAAAUAAGGAAAGAAAAAGUGAGAAAUUCCAUAAUGCAAUAUAUACACAUCCACUAGUAAUAGCAAACAAUAAGCUUUCAAAAAAGCCCAGAGGGACUGGCCUUCUGCCUUUUUUGUGAUAUAUUUUAUUUUAACUUGGGCUUUGCCCAGAAAACAAAGUAGCCCCCAUCUAAUAGUCUUAUAUUUUUGAUUGCUUUGAAAUUUCAGUGACAUUCUAACGCAGUCACCUUGAGUUUUUCAUAAAGAUGUUAUGUUUUUAUAAAUUAUUGAAAUAGUGACAGAGCCACUUGAAACCAACAAUAGCCAAAUAUCCCAUUAUACAUAUAUAUGCAUGAUAAUUUCAGCUCUGGAUGAGUGGAAUUGUUGGGCGUCCUCUGGCUAUCAACUACUGUUUAACACUCCAUUAUGGAAGUGUUGAGGGACCAGAUAUUGACUGUUGUUACUGUUCCCAGAGAACUCUUGUUUAACCCCUUAAGGACACAUGACAUGUGUGCCAUGUCAUGAUUCCCUUUUAUUCCAGAAGUUUGGUCCUUAAGCGGUUAAGGAACAAAUAUUUGCUUUAUGGCAUCUGAAUAGUGGAUGACUGUUGUGGGGAUUGUGGUCCCUGUUGGCGAUCCCUGAUCCCUGAGAAUGUUUAGAUUUUCUUUCGUGUUUUGAAAGGACUACAAUCCAGGUGCAGUUAGUGCAGACAAAGUCUUAAUAUGAUGACAGCUAGUAUAUAUAACGUUCCCGUGGUGUCCCUGCUAGCAGAUUUCAUUCCUUACGUGAGGUAGGGACAGAAAAACACACAUUAGAAGCAACAGAAAUAAAUAUGGCAACAGAAAUAAAUAUGCAUACAACGUAGUGUUGUCCAGCUGUCCAGCCUGCUUUAUCCUGAAUGUAAUAACUGACCAAACCUUAAAUCUUGAAAAUAAAUAAUUUGAUUACCUUUUAAACGGUCCUAUAAAAUGGUUAUAGUAAUGAUAAUGGGGGAUUUGAGCAUGUAUCUUCAGAAUAAUUUUAUAUUUUAUCAAUUUUAAUAUUUUUUUUAUUCCCCUUUCUUCUACCAGACACAUGGGCUUGGAAGAUGUUCUAUAUAGCUGGAUGUAUAUUUGUGGCUAUUCAAAACAUGGAAGAUUGGGAGGUGGGUUUUUCUUACAUCAUUCUGCAUUUCGUAAUAUCUUUAAGUCAUGUACGAUGUAGGGCAAGAAGUUACGUGGCACUACGUCUGUUACUGUAAAAGCAUUUCAGAAUGUUAUUCCUUUUCAAUUAGUAUGAAGUAAUACUGUAAAACCUAUAAUAUGAUUUUCUAUGCAAACAUAUUUUUAAAAAAUCCCAUGAGGAAGGGGGAAGCUUGAUUCAUUAGCAGAUGGAGUUAUAUAGAACAGCACUGACAGAUUCGCUCAUGGGGAUUCAUUAACGGAUGCUGGGUCUUUUCAACUUACGUAAGAAACUUCAUUUUAACCCUCUAUUGAAUAUAAAACUAUAGACACCUCUCUCCUUGCACAUGCACACUGCUGUAACCAUAGACAUGUAGUGGAGAGCAGUAUGUUUCCCCUGAUUUAAGUUAGGGUUAAUGUUUCCCUUUAGACAUCUCCUGCUUCAUUUUAAAAGUGGGUGACAAGGGGGACGAGCUACAUUGCCAGUUGGUUUUGCAAUAUAUUUGUAAUUUUUGAAUGACUACAUGGCCCAUUCACUUUCUUUCUGCUCCAUUCUCAAGUGUUCCUUUGAUAGAACUCUAAGCUUCACUGUAUUUGAUGACAACGGAAUGCUAACUAAAAUUAAGCCCAAUGGGUUUACGAUAUUUUCAAAUGCAUUUCAUUUCUACUGUGAGAUCUAUCUGAAAAUAGAUUAAUUAGUGACCAAGUAUCAGUCAUGUUUGCAUAUUAGAAGGGAAGGAUAAGGUACCAUAGAACAUCUUUAGGUGUACAUUUUUGAAUAGGGUAUCAUUAUAGGGUCCGAGGGAUUUUUGGUAACAUUAAAUUUACUUGGGAUGAGUUGCAUUGAGUUAGUGUUGAAAUUUCCCUGAUCUAUAUCAGGGGAAUUAGACCUCUGAAAUGAAGAUUUUGUUGUGAAUUGCCAAAAAUGUCAAGUUAUAUGGAGAUUAUUAGAAUACACCCCUUUAAUGAAUAGGCCCCUGUAUUUUUAAUGGUGUAGUAUACAGAGCAACUGUGGCCGGACAUUGAAUUUAACUAUGCUGUCUGAUCUGCACCUUUACUGCAUUGAGGGUAUUUUCCAUUGGUUUGCUAGGGAUCUGUAAAUAUUGGGAGAAGCAAUAUUCUCCUUUUUUUUUUUUUUGUGGGGUCAGGUACAGUGUUUUAGGGAAAUCAAAGACCAAUCCACCCGCAGUCUGGGUUAUAGCUUCCCCAUUGCCGUGCCCUGAGGACUAGAAGAUGGAUAACAUUGCUUUAUGGUAGGGAGCUGAAAAGUGAAUUUUAUUAUUAUUAUUAUUAUUAUUAUGUUAGCUUUAUAUUUCCAAUCAUAUUUUCACAAACCUCACUGUCCUCUCUCUGUCGCAUCCUCAUUUGCCUACUAUUAAAUUGUGUAAAAAAAAACUUUUAAAAUACAAUGUUGCUAGAAACUUACAUUUAACACAAGCUAUUAUCUGACGGUAUAUUGUGCUCUCAACAGGAAGCAUUAUUUGAUAAAAAGUCGGGAAAGGCUAUUCUGAAAACAUUCAACUUAUAUAAAAAAUUGCUAACCUUAUGCAGAGGAGGCCAGGAGCAAGGUAAAAAUUGAGAAUUUAUUUAUGUAAUAUUCUAAUAUUGAUGCAAUAUUUUUAUUAGUUUAAACACUUCAGGUACCAUAAUCACUAUAGCCUGCUGGUCAGUCCCUGAUGCCUUCCCAGAGUGAGCAGUCAAACUGUUUUAACAGGCACUGCACCACCCAAAUAAAUUAAAAGCACUGUUUAGUACAUAUACUCCCAUUAAAACACAUACAAUCAUUUAUAUAUAUUUUCAUAGUAUAUCUAGAAACAGCUUGCAAACAUGUUAGAUCUCUUGUCUGCAGCCUACUUAGUCUAGUGUUGCUUCAGGGUACUCCUGGCAGCAAUCUACAACCGGCUGUAGUAGUUAUGGUGCUUAACCCGUUAAGGACCAAACUUCUGGAAUAAAAGGGAAUCAUGACAUGGCACACAUGUCAUGUGUCCUUAAGGGGUUAAGUGUUCUUUUAACAGGGGGUUGCAAUUACCAGGAAAAAAGGAGGCUCCGUAUGGGACAUGGAAUUGUUACAUCUAGAAGCUAGACUUGCUGUUUAGGUGUGUAUUUUCUCGUUUAAUUCUAGUUGUUGUGAAACUAAAUGAGAUCCGAGACGUCAAUGUUGAGGAAGAAAAAGUCCGAUACUUUGGCAAGGGAUAUGUGAUUGUCCUCCGCUUUUUGACUGGAAUUUCACAUCCUCUAACACAGAGCGCUGUACUUGGAUCUAGAGGGUAAGAGAUCCACAUUAUGAUAAAGGUGAUACAAUGUUCAUCAUCAGUGCAGCUCUGCUAAUUCUUCAAUCUGUUAUCUCUUUCAGUGAUGUUGAAGCUGUGGCCAAACUACUGACAAAUUUCCUUGAAUUGGACAUGGCUGUGCUGAAAACCUUAGCUGAGCAAGAGAGCAGUGAUAGUGAGGUGGAAGACCUAGCCAAAGAAGAAUAGUAUUGACCCAGAGUGAGUGGGAUGCCAGUCCAUCAACCACAUGGGCUUGCAGCCCAAGGCAUACCUAUUUUUUUAAAUUUAUUUUUAAAAACAACACAAACCAGUACUGCUACUGGUAUAUCCUGAUGUCAACCUAGUCAGACAUAUGUAUGUCGUCAAGAAGCACACUAGUGCUAUCCGUCCUGUGAUAUCAUAGACACAAUACUUUUCUCUGUUUGACCCUUUUGUGUUGAUUUUCUUUGGAUCCCACUGACCUUUUCCCAUUCUCAGGUCGAAACCACCAUUUGCUCAUAGUCCAAAGAAUACCCCUUUAUUAAGAUGCACAUUAUUUUUUCCCCUGUGGUUAAAGACCGAUCAAGCUUCAAAGUGCCUUAGUGGUUUCCAUGAUUUACAUUUUUGGUACAACUGAUUUUUGUUUUUUAGGAAUUCAUUGGGUUUAUUACCGUGUAAAAAGAUUUUUGGGAAGAAAAGAAAAUCAGAACACUUGCUUGAUCUGUGAAAACAAGAGCUGAUUAUAGAGGACGAGAUUGGCAUCAAUGCUGCACCCCUUAUGGAUUGGUUGUACCCAUCCAACUGCUUUAAAAAACAAAAAAAACAACAGGUGAAGGUAUCUCAAUAGACUUCCACUAACCAAAUAGGUCAUAAAGAAUGGCCACUAUUUAAGACCAAUGCAGGAAACUGCACCAUGCAUUGUAUCUUUACUUGAUUAUUAUGAGACUUAUUACUUGAUUGGGAGUAAGCUCUCAAAGGUACUUGAACCUUAUGUAUUGCUUAUAUGCACAGUACUUAUAUUAUACUCACAGGUACUGGAGAUAGAAUUAUAGAAAUGUUCAUACCAUUUUGCAAUGUAAAAACGGUAUUUGGGGUGAAUCCAUUGUUUAGUAAAAUUUGGGAGAUCAGUCAUGCAUUUGUUACCCCCUUAUCGUUAAAAGGUGCAUACACUCCUUGACUACAUUUUGUAUGUCUGUGUUUUUUUUACUUUAUUUAUUAAGCCCAAGUAUACUGUAGGAUGUAUAUUUGUUUUAGAGCUUUCAUUCCAAAAUACUGCAUUUUCUUUGGGAUCAAGUACGUCAUAAAAUGUUAACAUUCCUAAGAAGGUCCCAGAAAUUCCCCCGUCACUGUGACUUGCCGGUCGUAAUCUGGGUGAACUUUGACUGAGACGAACAGAGGCUUUAUUUUCUGUGUAUGUUUUGAUCAACAGAGUUUAUUAAGUAAACCGUGAGUUAGAAACAGAAUUGCAAAAUUAAGACCAAACUAGAUGUGCUGUGAUUCCGGUUGGAGAAUUUUUCCAUAUCUAUUUUGGUUUACCUAUUUCAAUUUGAUUUAUUAGUUAACUAAAGUGUUGGUGUUUUGGGAAUAAAUCCCUUUAGGUACUCCACCAGUCUUGACAUAAUGCCAGAUCACCUUUCCCUCACUCGUGUUUUAAAGGGCAAUUAUCUAGAAUUAGCCUUGCACAAAUACAAUGUGCAUCAUUAUCAUAUGUUCACAGAUCUGCCACUUAAGGACUUACUGUAUCUGUGGAACAUUAAGUACACCAUGGUACUGAGUAUUAGAAUGGAUUUGUUAUGUAUAUAUAAAGUAAUGCAGCAAAAUAAAGACUUAGUGUGUUUAUUUAACAUAGUGAUGAUGCUAAAAACAAAGUCGGUAGCUACUUCUGAGACACACUGCUUUUUAUAACUGCUUUCUGCAAUUAUAUUCUUUUAAACCAAAAAUCUAACGAAUUGUCAAAGUAAUUAAUUAUCCUCUACAAGGGUAACAAAAUGCACAUGUUCUUUCUAAUAAAGUGAAUUUCACUUGAUGAGCAGCCAAAUAGGAAUUUUCAAUGGAUGCUCAAUCAAAAAGCUCUGGGGUAGAUCCCUAAUUGCAUCUGUGCUGAAAUGGGCAGCUGCAAUCUUUAAAAAAAGAAAUAAAAACACAGCACUUCUAACCGUAGAUUUAUUAUCCGGUUAAAAUUUCACCAGAAAUGAGAAACGUUAAUCAUUAAUUCGAAGAUGCAUUUUUAGAUUACAAAAUACCGAAACUCUGUAUGACGGCGAUUUCCGUUUACUUACCGAGAAUUAUGGAAGUUGUAGUCCAACAACAUUAUUAGACGCAGUGCAUAUUUACUGUAUGCAGUUUGGCUUCUUUGCCAGCAAUAUGUCUUGCAGUAUACGGACAUGGCAGGUAUUCUCUUAAAGGGGAAUUGCCACUUUCUGUUUUUAGUAUUAUGUCUCUAAUCUAUUCCUGUAUUUAACAACAAAUUAGUAGUUGUGAGGUGUGCAAAAUAAAAUUUAAUGUAGAAAUCCACACCUUUUUCCUGCAACUGGACACCUUCAUCUCCCUGCCAUUGGUUCAGAGUCUGUGCUUUGCACCUGGCAAUCAGUCAGGAAAAAAAAAUAAAGUUUCUGUUUGUUCUUACUUGCAAUGUUUAUCCUAGCUUUGCUUUGUUUAACCUGCUUUAUUAUAUCAUUUGGUAAAUCCUCUAUUUAAAUUUUAAAGACAAUUGGACAUCUAAUGAAGAAAACUUUAACAAAAGUUGUAGGUGAUUUGCAAUGUUUUAUUGAAAGGUGUACCGUCCAGAUGUGACAGUUCCCUUUUUAAAGAUGCAUUUAUAAAAAACAAAAAAAACUUUUCCUUUCCCCCUUCUUUAAAUAAAUACAUGGUCUUGUACUGUCCAAACUUCAAUCAGCAUAUUAUUUUUUUCUACUAUGUACUUUUGUAUUUAUAAUAUGCUUUUAACAAAGCUUUGUUACUUCUAUUGCAAACAAUACACACCCCAGGUGUAGUUGCAACUGGUUUUAUACAGUGAAUAAAGUAUUAUACAAUGAUUAAUUCUGGCUUUUUUUUCUUCUGGUCUAUGCCUCAAACAUCUGUACAGAUAGCGUUCAAAUGAUUUACAGCCAUCUCCUGCCAUGUAAUGUUCAGAUGCUCUGUUUUUCUAACGAUAGUCCAUGUGUAAGGUGGAAGACCUUUGCAGAUCACAUGUAACUACUGACUCACUCUUGGCUUUGUAAAUGGGACAGAAUUUGCCACCUGCUCUGCAGCAGGUACAUUUCACAGUUAAGUAAAAUCUUUAGACAUUAACUCAGGAACGUAAUAACUAGCAACUCUAACUGCUUGGAGAUGAGAGCUUUCUCAAAUGCAAAAAGCGCAUCCAGUAUAAUUAAAAUAGAUAGAUAUAUCUAUAUCUAUCUAUCAGAAAUGACCGCACUCCAAGGACUUUAUAGAGAUUUUCAAAUAAAAUGUAACUUUUAUUCAAUCCAUUUAAAAAGUCAACAUUUCAGCUCCCACAUGGAGUCCUUGGAGUGCGGUCAUUUCUGCUAUGUCUACAUGAUCCUUGCCAGACCAGCACCAGGCACCACAGGAUUACACCAGGAGUGCAAGCCCUCGUUUAUAUAUAUAUAUAUAUAUAUAUAUAUAUAUAUAUAUA